Callorhinchus milii (elephant shark) is the source of this 1254-nucleotide messenger RNA. RefSeq lists its product as uncharacterized. Lineage: Eukaryota; Metazoa; Chordata; Chondrichthyes; Chimaeriformes; Callorhinchidae. The record is from RefSeq and is a predicted model, not a curated record. The transcript has 10 exons. The coding region runs from base 1 to 1254 and encodes 417 amino acids.
AUGACUCAAGUUAGCAUUGUAAGACCAGCGUCACAUCUAGGGGUAUCAGCCAGAUUUCCCGAAAUACCACAUCCCUUGUCCAGGCUGGGCAAUCCUGAAACGAUUUUGAUCCACGGAGUUUCCCAGCUUUCAGUCCGGGAAUCGGUUGCUGGAAGAUCCCCCCUUACAAAGAGCAGGCACCUGAAACUUAGUGAGCGUACUUCCUCCAGAAGGAAGGAAUCUGCAUCGGAUAACAUUUACCCAGAGGUUGGAAAAGAGGACCUGGAGAAUUGGAGAAAGUUGGAUCGUUGGAUUAAUCUCAAAAAGUGUUGGGCCAGUGGACCUAGAAUAACUGAUGAGGACGAUGAGACAGUUUUCUCGUCAAGGCCUGGAACCCAGAUGAGACUCCAGGUAGAUGAGCUUGAAUAUCUUCUGCGACAGAAGAUCAAAUCUGGCGGAUUCUACACUUUACGGCAACUCUUUCAAGCAAACGACCCCAAUGGCAGGGGUCAGGUGACAAGAGAAGUGUUGCUGAUAAUUCUAACUCGAUUUCUGGGAAGAUUCAUUACUGCAAAGCUGUUUCAUCAUCUUUUACUUAGACUUAAACUUAACGAAAAGCCCAUCAUCACAUACGAAGACUUUUACGUGCACUUUAAAGAACAGGAACCUAAAGGAUACCCAACGUGGAUGGAUCCUGUAAAGGGAUCUCAAGAGAACAGAAAGAUGAGCGCAACUCAAGUUCAUUUGCAACUGAAGGCAAUGGUUAGCGAGAGGCCGUGGGAACUGAGGGCUCUUUUCAACAAGAUGGAAAAUGGCAGAAUGCAGCCGCUGGAAUUUCAGAAGCUCCUGCACCGGCUCGGAAUGGAAACGGAACACGAGGAAUUCAUGAAACUGUUGAAGCGGUAUGACCCGGGCAAUCUUGGUGCUGUGCAAGCUCGGAUCCUGAUGAGAGCUUUGGGCUUCCAAACUGGAGCUGAGUGUCGGGAAGGAUGGAAGUCAGUCCUUUCAGCAUCUGGCAGGAUAACAAAAGGCUCCUCGAGAAGAAGAAGCUGGACAAAAGCAGAAAUGGAGAGAAAACUGACGCUGGAUAUCGAAAACUGGCUGAAGGAAAAGUUUAGGGAGGGUUUUAAGCGUAUGAUGGCAGAAUUCUAUUCCUUUGACCAAGAUAAUUCUCAAAUGGUUACAAGAGAAAUCUUCUUACGUGUACUGGAGAAAUUCAAGCUUCGACUCAAAGAGGAGUGCUCCCUUUGUCAACUACAUGGAAUUUCUCCAUAA